CAUCAUAGACAAACUCAAUCUUCUUAUAAAUAUUAUGUUGGUCCAUCAUUUUCCAGAUAUUAACAUUAAUUAAAUCACUAAUCGUAUCUUAUACUAAUAGUAAUAUGAUUAAUUACACCAUUCAAUUGAUUAUCAUCAUCAUCAUCCUACAAAUCUGUUUUGACGUCGUCACCUUCAAACACUGCAAAUAUUGAUUGUUUUUACAGGUUCUGUAAAUUUCAAGGGUAAAUCUUGAUUCCUUCCUUCCUUCCUAGAGAGUACUUGCUUGGUUUUAUCUUUAUCUGUUGGCACCUGUUGACUCUUGAUGGACUGCCGCUAAACUCUGAACUCCAAAAGCCUUUUAUUGGGUGGUGGGAUGGAAAUGAAACUUGUGAUUCAGUUCUUUGUGUUGUUCAUCUUCAUCUUCUGCUUCAUUCCUCAUGCCUCUGCACAAUCUACUCAUCCGGAUGAAGUUGCCGCAUUACAGUCGCUCAAAACCAAACUGGUUGAUCCUAUGAAUCAUCUUGUUAACUGGAGAAGUAAAGGAGAUCCGUGUGCUUCUAAUUGGACCGGUGUUUUAUGCUACCUUAAACUUUCCACCGACGGAUUUUUCCAUGUCCGGGAACUUCAGCUGCUGAACAUGAAUCUCUCAGGAACUUUGACACCUGAGGUUGGCAACUUCUCUCGUCUUCAGAUUUUAGAUCUCAUGUGGAAUCGAUUAACUGGCACCAUUCCUAAGGAGAUAGGGAAUCUCUCAUCUUUGAUAUUAUUGCUUUUGAAUGGAAACCAAUUUUCAGGUUCUAUUCCUGAUGAACUUGGCUUUCUUGUAAAUCUGGAUAGACUCCAACUAGAUGAGAAUAAUCUAUCUGGCACUCUACCUAAGUCCUUAGCCAACAUGAGCAAUUGCAAACAUUUCCAUUUGAACAAUAACUCACUUAGCGGGCAGCUUCCUCCCGAAUUUUCCCAAUUACCAAAACUUGCUCACUUGUUGGUGGAUAACAAUAACUUGUCUGGAAAACUCCCCCCCGAGUACUCAGCUUUAGCACAUUUGAUGAUACUCCAACUUGACAAUAAUCAGUUUGCUGGCGCUGAGAUUCCAGAAUCAUAUCAAAAUCUGUCCAGAUUGGUAAAGUUAAGUCUAAGAAACUGUAGCUUGGGUGGAGCAGUUCCUGAUCUUAGCAAGAUGCCAUAUCUUAGUUUUAUAGAUUUGAGUUGGAACAAGUUCACCGGAGCAGUUCCUUCAAACAAGCUGUCAGAUAACGUCACUACAAUUAAUCUGUCGCAUAACAAUCUGAAUGGUUCAAUUCCUGAAAGUUUCUCUCUUCUUCCAGCUCUCCAGAUGUUGUCGCUUUUAAACAAUUCUAUAAAUGGUUCCAUCCCUGCUGGCAUUUGGCACAACAAAUCCUUCAAUUCUACUGCCAGACUUUUAGUUGAUCUUCGAUACAAUUUGCUCUCUAUCAUUUCUGGGGACCUGAAUCCACCACAAAAUGUAACCUUAAGGCUUCGGGGAAAUCCUGUUUGCAUCCGUGCAAACAUACAGAACAUACACCUUUUCUGUGAUUCUGAUGCUGGUGGAAAUGGAACAUCUGAUGGCCCAACAACUCCAGCAGCUUGUCCUAUCACUGCAUGUCCUGUGGAUCAGUAUUUCGAAUCUGUUCCAGAAGCUCCAACAUGCUUUUGUGCAGCUCCUAUUAGAAUAGGAUAUAGAUUAAAGAGUCCGAGUUUCUCUUAUUUCCCUCCUUACAAAUAUGAUUUUGUGUCUUACAUCACACAUACCUUGAAAUUGGACCGAUAUCAGCUCUCUGUUGAUUCAUAUGCAUGGGAAGAAGGGCCUCGUCUGCGGAUGUAUUUGAAACUCUUCCCAGAUAUCAGCAAAACGGAUCAUAUUUUCAAUGAGAGUGAGCUUCGUUAUAUUAGACAUAUAUACACAACAUGGCACUUUCCUGGAAGUGAUCUAUUUGGCCCAUAUGAACUUCUGAACUUCACACUUUUGGGUCCUUAUAGCUAUGUGAACCUUGGAACUGCUAAGAGUGGCAUAAGUAAGAGUUUUUUGGCUGCCAUUUCGGUAGUGGUGAUUACUUCUGCUGUUAUAGUAUCUGUGAUCGUCACAGUUCUCCUCAUGAGAAGGAAAAACAGAAGCCGACAAUUGUCAAGAAAGAAUUUUUCUUCAAAGAUAUCCAUGAAAGUUGAUGGUGUCAAAGAGUUUACCUUCCGAGAAUUGUCACAAGGCACCCGCAAUUUUAACAGCUCAGCUCAAGUUGGCCGAGGAGGAUAUGGAAAGGUUUACAGAGGCGUUUUAGCCAAUGGCACAGUUGUGGCUGUUAAGCGUGCAGAGGAAGGGUCACUGCAGGGGAAACUUGAAUUUCUUACAGAAAUACAAUUCUUAUCAAGGUUACAUCACCGCAACUUGGUUUCAUUGAUUGGCUAUUGUAGUGAAUAUGGUGAACAAGUGCUUGUCUAUGAGUUCAUGCCAAAUGGCACUUUAAGGGAGUGGCUUUCAGGUAAAUCUGAGAGGACCCUCAACUUUGUGAUGAGGUUGCGGAUUGCAUUAGGUGCAUCCAGGGGAAUCCUUUACUUGCAUACAGAAGCAAACCCACCAAUAUUUCACAGAGAUAUUAAAGCCAGCAACAUACUUCUGGAUGCCAAUCUUACCACCAAAGUUGCUGAUUUUGGACUAUCGCAUCUUGCUCCUGUUAUGGAUGAUGAAGGCAGUGUACCUCAUCAUAUAUCCACUAUUGUGAAAGGAACACCGGGAUACCUUGACCCAGAAUACUUCUUGACCCAUCAGCUGACAGAUAAAAGCGAUGUCUACAGCCUUGGAGUUGUAUUUCUAGAGCUUCUUACAGGUGUACCACCAAUAUCACAUGGAAAAAACCUUGUUCGCGAGGUAAAUGCAGCACAGAAGUCAGGUUCAUUGUUUGACAUCAUUGACACCAGAAUGGGAACCUAUCCAUCUGAAUGUGUAGAGAGAUUCAUAGCUUUGGGUUUGAGAUGUUGUCAAGAUAAGCCAGAGAUGAGACCUUGCAUGUUAGAUGUCGUGAGGGAGCUUGAAAAUGUGCUUCAAUUGGUUCCUGAUAGUAUGACCAUGUCCGAUACCACAUCUCUGCAAUCGUGUAGCUCUUCUUCUACAACAAACCCGUCACUUAACAAGUUUGCACGAAUGACCUCCGAUGUAUCAGGCAGUGACCUAACUUCUACGGUUUUACCCACCUUGGCACCACGCUAGUUUUAUGGACUUUUGUACAGUGUACAACAAAGGAUUCUUGACUUCUCUUACAUUCCUAUUUUUUGUGCAUCUUUCAGAAAUGUAUACAUUUAUGAUGGAUGGUGCCAGUUUUGUACCCAUUAGUUAAGAGUAUAUGUAUAUUCCAACAUCCCAACAUAUUAGAAAGGGAAAAAAGACACUAUUAGGGUCUUUUAUAUUCGCAUAAUUAUUGUUUUAGUUCAAAAUUAUACUUUAUAGUUUUUUGUGU
This is a messenger RNA of Spinacia oleracea (spinach), 3452 nucleotides long. RefSeq names its product probable LRR receptor-like serine/threonine-protein kinase At1g06840. Lineage: Eukaryota; Viridiplantae; Streptophyta; Magnoliopsida; Caryophyllales; Amaranthaceae. Gene Ontology annotation, biological process: protein phosphorylation. Gene Ontology annotation, molecular function: protein kinase activity; protein binding; ATP binding. The transcript is spliced from 19 exons. The coding region runs from base 356 to 3205 and encodes 949 amino acids. The record is from RefSeq and is a predicted model, not a curated record.